AUGAGUGUUCUCGUGUGGAACUGCCAAGGUGCAGCGUCACAACCGUUUCGCCGCACCCUUAAACAGUACCUCCGUGAGCACAAACUUGUCAUCGCCUGUCUCCUGGAACCCAGGGUCUCCGGGAGCCAUGCUAAUGAAAUUUGUUUUGACUUAGAUUUUGAUGAAUGGUACAGAAUUGAAUGCUUUGGUUUUUCUGGAGGCAUAUGGGUAUUAUGGAAAAACACCAUAUCGGUUAAAAUCCUACAUACCCACCCCCAGUUUAUGGUCUUGGAGGUCUCCGACCCCAGUGCUAAUAAUUGGAAGCUGUCAGUGGUUUAUGGUAGCCCUGACUCCUCCCUUAGAAAAGAGUUAUUUUCUUGCCUCUCACAGGACGAACUGAAUUUGCAGGGAGCAUGGCUUGUGGCUGGUGAUUUCAAUGCGGUUACAUGUAAAGAUGAAGUUUCAAGUGGAUCUAAUUUUUCCAGUUCUCGGUGCACGAGUUUCAAAGAUUGGCUGGCCAAGGAGGGACUAAUUGAUCUUGGAUACUCGGGAGCCAAAUUCACUUGGUUUAGAGGCCUUAGCUCGCCAUCUUUCAAAGCUGCUCGAUUGGAUCGUGCCAUUUGCAGCGUGGACUGGAGACUACAGUUCCCGGAUGCUGAAGUCGUUCAUCUACCCAUAGUCAGUUCGGAUCACGCCCCGCUGCAUAUCCGUACCAGGCUAUCGAAGCUUAGAUCUCAACCUAAGAAAUUCAGAUACAAUGCCAUGUGGGCGACUCACCCUAAUUUCCUACAAUUUGUGGAGAAAAACUGGUCCAAGGAGCAUGAGUUAGAUCAGAACAAGGUUAACUUGGCAGCUAAAUUUCAGGAGUGGAACAAGAACACCUUCGUGAACAUUCAUCACCGGAAGAAACAAGUGUUGGCUAGAUUGGGAGGAGUUCAGCGCAAUCUGGCCAUUAAUGGCAGGCCUGAUCUCAUCAAGCUUAACAAAAAAGUACGGAAGGAACUAGAGGAGAUUUUGCUUCAAGAAGAACUAUUGUGGUUCCAACGAUCCCGAGAGAACUGGAUCACAUCCGGGGAUCACAAUACUAGGUUCUACCACGUUGCUACGAUAGCAAAGAAGGCGGUCUCCAAAAUCAAUAUGCUCAAGGAUGAACAAGGGGUAUGGUUGGAGGGUGACGACUUGAUUAGAGAUCACAUUUUCAACCACUUUGUCAACCUAUUUACUGAGGACAGCGAUGCCCUGGCCACACCUAACACGAAUGGCUCUUUUCCCCCGCUCCUAAAACUAGACUGGGAUCUCGUAAACAGACCAUUCUCGCCACUUGAAAUCAAGCAAGCUCUAUUUGACAUGGAUGCUUUCUAG
This is a messenger RNA of Ipomoea nil (Japanese morning glory), 1341 nucleotides long. RefSeq lists its product as uncharacterized. The transcript has a single exon. Gene Ontology annotation, molecular function: catalytic activity. Bases 1 to 1341 code for a protein of 446 amino acids. The record is from RefSeq and is a predicted model, not a curated record. Lineage: Eukaryota; Viridiplantae; Streptophyta; Magnoliopsida; Solanales; Convolvulaceae.